Haemorhous mexicanus (house finch) is the source of this 867-nucleotide messenger RNA. RefSeq names its product erythroblast NAD(P)(+)--arginine ADP-ribosyltransferase-like. Gene Ontology annotation, molecular function: NAD+-protein-arginine ADP-ribosyltransferase activity; NAD+ poly-ADP-ribosyltransferase activity. Bases 1 to 867 code for a protein of 288 amino acids. NCBI's taxonomy places the organism in Eukaryota, Metazoa, Chordata, Aves, Passeriformes, Fringillidae. The transcript is spliced from 2 exons. The record is from RefSeq and is a predicted model, not a curated record.
AUGGCCCUCCUGGCUCGCACCCUGGCACUGCUGGCAAUGACUGUGGCCACUGUGGCCAUCAAGGUGGUGCCCCUGGACAUGGCCCAGGACUCCUUCGAUGACCAGUACCAGGGCUGCGGCCCUGCCAUGACCGCGGCGUUGCCGGCCCUCAACUGCUCCGAGUUCCAGAAGAACCCUCUCUUUGCCCAGGCCUGGGUGAAGGCCACAGCUGAGUGGCAGAGUCAGGGGUCCCUUGUGUCUCCUCUGUCAUCCCCAGCCCAGGCCAUCGCCCUCAUGGCCUACACGAUGGAGGACGUGUACGAGAAGUGCCCAAACAAGAAGUGCCUGUACGAGAAGUUCAAUGGGGACGUACGUGCAGCUGGGCGCUCCCGCCAGGAAUACCGGGACAACUUCCACUUCAAAACGCUGCAUUUCCUGCUGACCCAGGCUCUGGUGACACUGAGGGACAUUUGGGGACCUCAGUGUCACGAUGUGUACUGGGGCGUGCGCGGGGUCCGGUUCAAGGCUGAGCAAGGUGACAUCGUCCGGUUCGGUCAAUUCACAUCGGUGUCACUGAAUGGAACAACUGCCAAGGACUUUGGGAUAGACACGGUGUUCCAGGUGCACACGUGCCAUGGGGUGGACAUCUGGGAAUUCUCCAACUAUCCCAAUGAGAAUGAGGUGCUGAUCCCACCCUUUGAGACCUUCGAGGUCAUUGAAGUCAGCCAGGAAGGAGGCAGGGCGAGGAUCCAGCUCCACUCCACCGGGGCCUUCAGCAACUACAACUGCGAGUGGCUGCGAGGUGGCAGUGUCCCCAGGGCUCCCUUCCAACUCGGAGGACUCCUCCUGGCCACCACAGCCCUGGCAAUGGCCACGGGGGUCUUCUGA